GCCGUGCGGCGGGUGGCACCCCCCCUUCCCGCUUCCUCCUCCUCUUCCUCCUCCUCCUCUUAACUUGGCCGCGGCGGCGCGGGGCGGUGCGCUUCGCCCUCCGCCGGCGGCGGGGGAUGCGCGGGCGGCGGCGGGAUGGCCUCGGCCGUGUUUGAGGGCACCUCGCUGGUGAACAUGUACGUGCGGGGCUGCUGGGUGAACGGGAUCCGGCGGCUCAUCAUCAGCCGGCGGGGCGACGAGGAGGAGUUUUACGAGAUCCGCACCGAGUGGUCGGACCGCAACAUCCUCUACCUGCACCGCAGCUACUCCGACCUCGGCCGCCUCUUCAAGCGGCUCCUCGACUCCUUCCCCGAGGACCGGCCCGAGCUGUCCCGCUCCCCCUUGCUCCAAGGGCUUAUCACAAUAAAAGAAGCCCAUGAUAUAGAAGCCAGACUUAAUGAAGUGGAAAAGCUUCUGAAGACUAUUAUAAACAUGCCCUGGAAGUAUUCAAGAUCUGAAGUUGUCCUCACGUUCUUUGAGAGAUCUCCUUUGGACCAAGUUCUAAAAAAUGACAAUGUCCAUAAAAUUCAGCCAAGCUUUCAAAGUCCAGUAAGAAUAUCAGAAAUCAUGCGAUCAAAUGGAUUUUGUUUAGCCAAUACUGAAACAAUAGUCAUUGACCACAGUAUACCCAAUGGAAAAGAGAAGCACCUGGACGUAGAUUCAGCAGAACACUUGUUCGAAAGUGUUAGUGACUUUACCUCAGAACUAGAAGACAGUGAUGAUCCAACAGCUUAUGUCACCAAUUUGACAUACUACCACUUGGUCCCAUUUGAGACUGAUAUUCUGGACUGAGGCUGCUCAGUGAUGCAGUCAGCCAGCAUCCAGCCGACCUCUUCAUCCAUAGGCUCUGCUAUCUCCAGCAUUGCAUCUCUGUGAAUAAGGCUGCGCGGGCAGGACCAAAAGCCAGAGGAGUUGCAGCAAGUACGCCACAAACCUGGUUUUGUAGUCUGGCCCUCCACUGUGUGUUAUGGAGACAUCUUGUAAGGAGGUAACUGCUUCGCUGCUGACAACAAACUCGUUUUCUGUGAAAGCAAGCUAGCAGAGGCCUCUUGGGGCUCAAGGAAAUCUCUACUAUGUGAGAAUUGUCGGUCAGACACAGCCAUCAGAAACUUGUGCUGUAGUAUGCUGUCACCCAUGCUGCUUGGCUUGCAGUGCAAGUUGGGGCUUCCUUUUUUAGGAUACCACCAGAAACUUCCCCAGAUGGCGUGACCACACUUUUUAUGCUAUGUAAGCAAGAAGGCGAGCAAACCAGCUGAAUUUUGUCAGUUCCCUGUGUGGUUGCUUAAUGGAGGUCUUGUGGGUCACUUUUUGCUCAGCUACCGGGUGACUGGUGCCUUACACGAGAUGUCAGAAAUACCAUUGAGUGCCUCCAGGAAACAGAACACAUGAGCUGACCACUUCUUUUAAUCAUGGGGUUUUAUAUAAUCACUGAAGAGGUGACUACUCUUUCCUGGAAUAGUAAAGCAGACAGCAGCUGGCAUUGCAAUGGACUGUGCAUGAUGUUUGGGUACCCAUGUGAUUUCAGAGAUCUGGAAAGCUGAUGGGAAGGCUGAGCUGCCCUGCUAAGAAGGGUCAAGGCUAUGGCAGGAACUUGGAUAUGAUUUUUUUUUUCAUGUGGACCAGCGAAUGUGAAUGGUGCUUACAGUUGUUUACAUCAGAGAGAUAAUUCCCUAUGCAUAUUUCUCCCUGGAGGAUGGGAAGGAAGACAAUGAGAUUUAUGUUGUAUUUGGACUGAAAAAGAAUGAUAAGCUACAGUGUCUACAGUGGCAGGAAAAACGCUCUGUCCGCUGCCGGCCUGGCUCAAGGAGUCUGUCUAGCUUUCCAAUAUCUGCCUGCAGGGCCAGGUGCAGGCCUCAUUGUCGUGUAAUGUCAUGGAUUUCAGUGGCAGUAGGACAGUAGGAGCAAGAGUGAGAUUGGACCCUGCAACCUCUUGACUACUGAGUAGUACAGUGUUAAAAUCUCCUCGGGGUCUGUGUUUUGCAGAGCACUCUGAAAUCUCAGCUCUCACUGUGAGUGCUUAACACUUGCCAACCUGACCUUUCAUUGAGCUUUUUUCAAUCUGUUUGCAAACAUGAAUUUGAACAGAUUGAAAUGGGAAGAAAUGCAUUUUGGACUUGUUUCUUGGUAAAGGGGCUUACUUGGUCCCCAAAAAGUUGAUACAACUCACUUCUGCAGACUUUUCAUUUCUCUCUAUAGAAUAACAUUCAAAUAGAAUUUGCUAAUGUAAAUAAUAAAUUAUUGAGAAUCCUAAUUCUUUUACACAGUAUGUUUUUAAAAUAUAUUUUAAUGAAAUAAAAUAUAACUCACCUUCAGUACACUUCUGCAGCUUAAAACAAUGGCUUCCUUUUUUUUUCUUUUUCUUUUUUUUCUUUCUUUUUGUUUUAUUUUUUUUGUUUGAGGAUGCUUUUGCAGGUACGCCAAAUCCUCUUUCUCUAGUAAUUUUGGAAAUGCGCUGGGUUUUGGCAAUUCUUUCUGUGCUCCAUGUGUUGCCCAUACUGCAGAUAUGUGAAACCUCUGCCUAACUGUUGAUCUUGUGUCUAGCUGUAUGUGGUUUAAUGCCACUAAGAUUAGUGGAGGAAUUCUGCAUUUUCAAGACCAUGAGUGAAAUCAAAUGUGUCAGGUUUGUUGUUUUUUUUUAAGACAAACCAGGUUCUCGUAUGUUAAAUUUCUGGAGUAGAAAGGGGUAUUUUCACUCAUGCAAAGGUUUCUGAGCAGCCUCUUGAAUUAGAAUUGGGAAGGUUGGUUGGUUGGUUGUUUUACUCUCAUUAGUUUUAACUCUUUGCUUUCAAAGUUAACCAUUAUGGGGUAGAAAUAACAUCUAGGAAACAUGUGCAUUGGACUGGGAAUUGGUAUAUUUGAUUUCAAUUCCUGGCCUUGCUGUCAGCCUACCAUGUUGCUUUGGGUAAUUCUGCUUCAUCUCCCUAUCCCUGAGUUUUCCCUGAGUAAUAGUUUGAAAACCACCAAGUGUCAUUGGCUUUUGAUGCAAUACUGUCCCCGAUUCCUUUGAAUUUUCCUAUGAAUUUUUAACCACAUGAUAACUACUUAUCUUUUUUAAAGCAUUUUAAAAUAUAUGGAUUAAAAAAUAGAGAAGUAUUGCUAAUAUUUUAAAUGUACAACCACAUUCCUCAUAUGAAAACCAGCUAAGCUGCACACACAGUAAAGUCAUCAGGGAGUCUAAUGCAAAGGAACUAAUCUACAAACAGAAUUUGUACCCAUUUCACUUGGAUUUUUCAAAAGCCAUUUUGAUCAAGUAUUUUCCAGACAUGAUGUCAUGUGAUUUUUUUUUUCUCUUAGGUGAAAUAUUUUUAUUUGAUAAAUCAAAGGAAUGCAAAUGGCCAUGUGUAUUACUUUGUCCACAGAAUCAAUUAAAAAACCCUUUGGUUAAAUUGCUGCAACUUUCGCAUGUGGAUCAGGUCUCUACAACUGAGAGAGGUUUAGAGUAUGAAUUCUGCAUAUGGUUGAUUCAAAUGUACCUUACUGUUGACCAAAAAAAAAUAUAUCUUUGCACACAAUUGAGAAAGGAACACAGAGAAUUUUCUUUUUUUUUUUUCUUUUCAACCAGCUCUAAUUAUAGACUAGUAACAUCCUGCAAGAAGGUAGUCUAAACUCAUUGCCAGAUAUCAUUCCAUUAAGUUUUGUUUUGUGAUGUAGCACAAUGCUCAACUUCUCCAACUGUGCUUCAGUUUCCGUUCUGUUUGGUGGCAUGUCAUGGCAAUAUCAUAAAGAGAGCAUCGCUUACAAUAGCACAUGGGUUAGUGUAGUAAUUCUGAACACUUUGAGUGCAGAAGGGAUGUUGGAUCCAGAGUCUAGGCCUGCAGUGUAGCAGUUUAAACAUAGGUAGUCACGAAAAAUCUGCAGUCAGAAGAGAAUGUUUUGCUGUCAAGGCAGACUAAGGCCUUGGUGUAAAGCUUAUGGUUCAAAAUGUGGUUGGUUAAGCCAGUGCUCCUCAAGCAAUAUAAUGUGAUAAAGGGCUAAUAGGUAGGAGGUAAAAAUGUAUGCACAACUACAAAUGCAUGUGAGUUGUGAAUAGUGUACUAAGAUGUAACCCUAUUACUCAUUAAAGAUAAAAUAGCCCUAAGUUUACGUGUUAGUGAUGAGAAAGUGGACCUGGUCCUCCCAGAGAAUUUGUUGGGAUGCAGAGAGCCUGUAUGAGCAGUUCUCACUCUGCUGAGAAAAGGAAGUCUCCAGCUGAAGUGUUGACUCUUGCCAUGCCCUGGUGUCAUCUCUCUCCUAUUCUGGGCCAGUGGUUCUCCAGCUCACACUUUAUAAUUACUCUGUGGGGCUGGCCUGGCACACAGUCCACCCGCAAUGCCAGAGGGCACGAGACCCGUGCAAGCAGAGUGUGCUUUCUGCUGUGUCUCGCCAGCCCUUCACGUGGGGCUUGAGCCACUCUUUUUGGCUUCCUGGUAAUGUCCUCAGCAUCACACAGGAAUGAAAGGAGUAUUUGUGUCAGCUGAAGCAUCAGGUGGUCAGAAGCAAAUAAAGGAUGGCAAAGUGGAACCACAGGUGCUCAGUCUGUGGGUCAAAUGUGUUCCUUCUCUUGGAGUGACCAUCUUCCAAAACAGUCGUGCAGAUGUCUGUUGGGGAGUGGGACGGCUGGAUGCAUUUUUUCUUUCCACUGAGCCCUUUGGGGGAAUUUUUAAACCAGAGGAUUUGUGUCACACCAGAGCCUCUCACAGAAGAAAGUUUAUUUAUCAAUAAAUAAGCCAGUACCUAAAAACGAA
This is a messenger RNA of Falco peregrinus (peregrine falcon), 4763 nucleotides long. RefSeq names its product PX domain containing 1 (gene PXDC1). Bases 136 to 831 code for a protein of 231 amino acids. The transcript has 5 exons. Gene Ontology annotation, molecular function: phosphatidylinositol binding. Lineage: Eukaryota; Metazoa; Chordata; Aves; Falconiformes; Falconidae. The record is from RefSeq and is a predicted model, not a curated record.